AUGUUACACGACAGGAAGUUCUUGCUUACGGUCCGCUUUAGCCGACCACUUAUAUUCCUAGACCCCAAUGCCUCAUCAAAAGCUAGAAAACUAUCACCGGAGGAGAUCCAAGUCUUCAAGGAUCUCUUCGAUUCAUAUGACACAGACAAGGGCGGCAAUAUUAGCGUCGAGGAAUUCGCGAAAGUGAUGUCCCAGAGCCCAGGCAAACCACCAAGUAAGGAAGAGGUAGAGCAAAUUGUUAAGGAAGUUGACCUUGAUGGCGAUGGAACUAUCAAUUUCAACGAAUUCAUUACUAUGAUGACUGGGCAGCCCUAUCCGCCACCAGAUGAGGAUGCAGACUAUUCCAAAGCUUGGAAACAGUUUGACCCAUCACUCAACAGCUCAAUUAGCCAAAGUCAAUUCCGACAAUUGAUGUCUGGAUUAGGAGAUCCAGUUAGUGACGCCGAAGUCGACCAAUUGAUUAACAAUGUCGAUGGUGAAGGGAAGCUGAGUUACAAAGAGUUCGUGCAUUUCAUGAAAAAUAGGAACCUUGAAAACGACAUCCUCAAUGGUUAUUCUUAAGCGAUUUAAUCGUUAGUCUUAGAAGCCCAUCCAAGAAGAAGGGGGGAAGAGUCAUAGCGCCGUGGGUUCUGUAGGGGUUCUCACCCCGACAACCAUUACCUGCCAAAUAGCGACUAGAACUUGCGGCACAGAAUCGCAUGUAUUAUCCUAGUUAUUUCAUGAUUAGGAAACCUUAGACUUGGCUCAAGCAAAAUAAAGAAGAAAAAAUGUCAAAUUGAUUAGAUCAAUAGGUACUUGUCUCGACAUCUAUAAAGUGAAGGUCCGAGAUAACCGCUCCCAGU
This is a messenger RNA of Hypoxylon trugodes, 842 nucleotides long. Its product is annotated as EF-hand. The transcript has 6 exons. Lineage: Eukaryota; Fungi; Ascomycota; Sordariomycetes; Xylariales; Hypoxylaceae. Bases 1 to 561 code for a protein of 186 amino acids. The record is from RefSeq and is a predicted model, not a curated record. Gene Ontology annotation, molecular function: enzyme regulator activity; calcium ion binding.